This is a messenger RNA of Carassius carassius (crucian carp), 5309 nucleotides long. Its product is annotated as low-density lipoprotein receptor-related protein 8-like. Gene Ontology annotation, molecular function: protein binding; calcium ion binding. The transcript is spliced from 19 exons. The record is from RefSeq and is a predicted model, not a curated record. The coding region runs from base 107 to 3055 and encodes 982 amino acids. NCBI's taxonomy places the organism in Eukaryota, Metazoa, Chordata, Actinopteri, Cypriniformes, Cyprinidae.
AGAGUGGAGCUUGUGGCAAGUCACAGCGCAGGCUGCACGGAGAAGGGAGGCACAGUCUGUACUGCACAGCCUUUUUAUAUUUUGAAUGAGCACACCGCCUUGAUUUAUGAAGAUGUGGACGGCUAUAGGGAAACUGCUGCUUUUACAUAUGAUACUCGUGGGGUGUCUGCUGGUAAACGGAAAUAACCCGGACUGUGAAAGCGGUCAGUUUCAAUGCGGGAAUGGCAGGUGUAUCCCGACUCCAUGGAGAUGUGAUGAUGAUGAUGACUGCUCGGACAACAGCGAUGAGGAGAAUUGCCCAAAAAAGACAUGUGCCACAACAGACUUUGCAUGUAAGAAUGGGCAGUGUGUCCCGGCCCGAUGGAGAUGUGAUGGAGAACCGGAGUGUCCAGAUGGUUCGGAUGAAACAGACUCCACCUGCAGUCGACAGACGUGUCCCCCAGAGAAGUUUGACUGUGGUGGCUCGACAAGCAAAUGUGUGUCAUUGUCAUGGCACUGCGAUGGUGAACAGGACUGUGAAAAUGGAGCAGAUGAGGAGCAGUGUGCUGCAGAUGCCAAGGCUUGCCCCGCUAAAGAGUUCCAGUGCCAUAAUCGUCUGUGCGUGGCUCCCACGUUUGUCUGUGAUGGGGAUGAUGACUGCGGCGACGGCAGCGAUGAGGAGAAGUGCACGGCAGCCACUGCCAGCACCUGCGGGCCGCACGAGUUUCGCUGUAACGACUCCGAGUGUAUCCCAGCGCCAUGGAGCUGCGACGGAGAUCCCGACUGCAGAGACAAGUCGGAUGAAUCUUUGGAGCGUUGCAGCCGCAGGACGGAGCCUCAAAAACCCCACUGCACUGCGGGAGAGUUCAGGUGCAGGAGUGGAGAGUGUAUUCACCUCAACUGGAAAUGCGACGGAGAUGUAGACUGCAAGGACAAGUCUGAUGAGACCAACUGUCCUGUGCUGACCUGUCGUCCUGAUGAGUUCCAGUGCGGCGACGGCUCCUGCAUUCACGGCACUAAACAAUGUAACAAAGUGCACGACUGUCCAGAUUUCAGCGACGAGGCUGGCUGCAUCAACAAAACCACCAAAUGUGAAGGUCUGCUGAAGUUCAUGUGUAAGAGCGGGGAAUGUAUCGAUAGCAGUAAAGUGUGCGACAGUCUCAAGGACUGCAAGGACUGGUCUGAUGAGCCUGUGAAGGAGUGCGGUCUGAAUGAAUGUGCCAUUAACAAUGGAGGCUGCUCUCACAUAUGUAAGGACCGGCAGAUCGGCUAUGAGUGUGAAUGUCCCUCGGGCUACAAGCUCCUGGACAAGAAGACUUGUGGAGACAUAGACGAAUGUGAGAACCCUGAUGCCUGCAGUCAAAUAUGUAUCAACCUCAAAGGCGACUACAAAUGUGAAUGCUAUGAGGGUUACGAGAUGGACCCGGUUACCAAGACAUGUAAAGCAGUGGGUAAGAGCCCAUAUCUUAUGUUUACUAACCGCCAUGAGAUCCGACGCAUUGACCUGCUGAAGAAGGACUAUACGCAGGUAGUGCCAAUCCUGAAGAACGCCGUGGCCCUAGAUGUGGACGUGACCACCAACAAGAUGUACUGGUGUGACCUCUACCAUCGCAAGAUCUUUAGCGCAUACAUCAACAAAGCCAGUGAUGCUUCUCAGCAGAUCACGCUCAUAGACACUGCGCUACAUUCCCCAGAGGGCUUAGCAGUGGACUGGGUCCAUAAGAACAUCUACUGGACCGACUCUGGGCACAAAACUAUCUCUGUGGCGACUGGCGAUGGCAAGAAGAGGAAGGUGUUGAUCCACACAGAGCUUGGGGAACCGCGUGCCAUCGUCGUUGACCCAAGACAAGGGUUCAUGUACUGGUCAGACUGGGGAACGCAGGCGAAGAUUGAGAAAGCCGGAAUGAACGGGGUUGAUCGACAGGUUCUGGUUUCAGAAAGGAUCGAGUGGCCCAAUGGGAUUGCGCUCGAUCUGUCUAGUAGACGACUCUACUGGGUGGAUUCCAAGCUCCAUCUGAUCUCCAGUGUGGACCUGAAUGGGGACAACCGUAGAGUUCUGCUGUCCUCCAUGGAUCAUCUCGGACAUCCCUUUGCUCUUACUCUUUUUGAGGACCGGGUUUACUGGACAGACUUGAAGGAUGAGGCUAUCUACAGUGUAAACCGGCUGACAGGACAUGAUGUGGCAAUGCUGGCUCAACAUCUCAACAACCCACUGGACGUGGUGGUGUUCCACGAGCUCCGGCAGCCUCAAGCUCCAGAUACAUGCAACAUUGGGAGUUUGCCCAAUGGAGGCUGUGAGUACCUGUGCCUCAGAGCUCCUCAGAUUACAGACCACUCACCCAAGUACACGUGUGCCUGUCCUGACAACAUGGAACUGGGCCCAGACAUGCGCCGCUGUGUGACAGUCAAACCCAAGACGACAACUUCUGCAAGUACAACCACUUCUACGACACCAGAACCUUCUAUUACUGUGACUCCUACAACCACCACUCCAGUUACAAACACUGAUACUCCUACAACAACCAGUACAAUCUCCACAACUACACCUACAGCUACAGUAUCAAGUACAACCACCAUCAGCCCUAGCACCACCACUCAUUCCAGCACCACACACUCCACAGCCACUUCAACCCUAGUGACCACUCAGUCUAGCACUACAUCGCCAAGGAAACAGCCAACCUCCACCCAGACGCCAGCAGAUCACAGACAGACAUCUACAACCAUCACCCACGGCAACAGCAUACAAGGGGCCAAUGGCAAUCUCUCUCAUCGCGCUGGAAGUGGAAAUGACCACUUCCUCCUUGGUAGCAAUAUUACUGUUGCAGUUUUGGGUAUUGUCAUUCCAAUAGUUCCUAUCCUUGCCACAGUGGUCAUCGGCCUGAUGUGUACCGGAGGCUACCUGGUGUGGCGCAACUGGAGGAGACGAAACACCAAGAGCAUGAACUUCGACAACCCCGUUUAUCGCAAGACCACAGAGGAUGACGACGACGAAAUCCACAUCGGCCGCAGUGAGGAGAUCGGACACGUCUACCCUGCACGCGUGGCGCUCAGUCCGGAUGAUGACGGGUUCCCCUGAGGGGAUUCUUGUACUUGCACUCUCCUUCUCCAUCCCUGAAUCCAUACGUCCUUUAGUCCUCCAUCUCUCCUUCCAUCGAGGAGGUCGCACGAAACAACGCAGCAAGGCGCAGUUAGCCAAAAGGACACAAGGGCACUUGCUCUCCACAGCCGAGAGCUACAAACUGGGUUUGUCUUCUCAUAGUGUCUUUUCCAGCCCAUAAGUUCAGGCAAUAAUCACUAGUUUUAAAAUUAAACUACUAGCAUCAUUCUUGCUCUGUGUCAGUAGUCAUAGGUAGUGCUGUCUAAUGAUGACUAACUUCAUAGCUCAUCACGUCAGUAGUUGCUAAAACUCAGUGGCUCUCCUGUAGCCCUCGUGCUGUAGUUUUCUCUUUCUGUUUUUAGAAAUAAUUGUAUUACUGGUUAAGCUGGUUGGAGCUGAGCUAUGGCCAUUUUGUCUGGCAAAACUUGUUGGGAGAGAAUUGUGGGCAGUCCAUGCUGUUAGCAUAGGAGAUGAAUAGAAGGAAAUAUGAAAUAGGAUUGGAGAUAGGAUGUGGAAAAUUCAUAUUUGCAGACAUAACACAAAUUCCACCAUGUGGCUGUUAUGCAUUCAUAUAAUCUCACAAGCAAAUAAUAUACCACAAAAAAAUAAGAUUUACCUGUAAAUAAGUCAGAAUCUGUAAUUUUCCAUCCUCCUGCUUACAUACUUCUAAUGCCAAGACUAGCGUUCCUUCACGUCUUCCAUAGUCGCUCAAGUCAGAUUGGACCCUUCUAAAAGAUCUGCAGCCACUAUCUGGAGAUGAAGGGUUUCACCUCCCAGCUUUGAGAGGUAAUAAUAUAUUUUCCAUUUUUAUUUAUUUCCAGCACUGGGUCUUCCAUUUUCUCAAGUUUCUAGUACCAACUAAAAUCUUCCUGCCCAGGCACAUUUAUAACCCCAAAAAUUUAACUCAGGAUGUCAGUUUUUCUAAAAUAAUAUCAGUUAUCGAUAUAAUCUGUGUGGUUUGUUAUCACAAACACGCUUAUAGAUACGGUAGCCAAGGUUUGAUAAUGGCUUAAAUGCUGUUUGUUCAUAUCUACAGUCUAGAUCGCUCCCUCUCAGACACACAAAAAUACACACGUGCUCUCGCACAAACAUAAAUGUGUCUUUUCCGCCCCUACAUUCGUCAUGUCUUGGAGAAAACUCUUAAGCAUUUAGCUUGCGGACAAAGAAGACAUUGUCUGCCAUAUUGGGUAACUUAAUGGCGGGAUAGAUUCGAGUCAUAGAACAAAGCUUUGCUCCUUUGAACAGUCAUCUGUUCAACACGUGGCACAGGAAAUGAGGAGUGCCUGAAUAUAGGCUUCCUGUACAUAUCAACUCUCCAACUCUCUGUGUGUGAUGAAUGAGCGCUUGGUUAUUUCUGUAUCACUGUCAGAGAGACACUGACUUGAUUGGACAAUGUAAAAAAAAAGGCUAACCUAAAUAGAUGAGUCGAAAGGGCUUUGAUAGAUUCAGAAAAGUGGUUAUCCCACUUUGUCCAAGACUAACUGAAAUAAACUGAAAAGAAAAUAUGUAAUUGGGGCCCCCCUGAUAGUUUGCCAUUUGUCCUGAUUGAGAACCACUGAUUUAUAGAUCCUAUAGACCAUUAAGGCCAUCUUAACUUCAUCUAAACCAUCUUAAACCAGCAAAAAAUAAAAUAACUUAGGCUGGGUUAAGAUUUUCUAGCAGGGAUCAAAACUUGACAUGUGACAGUAUGUUUCUUUGUUACUGGGGUGUGAUGUUAGAUCAGAUGGUUUUGAAGAAAUAGUGAGUUGCCCUUUGUUGGAGGCUACUGAAAGUCCCUGAGAUGUAUGUUUGGUUCUGGCCAGCAUGUGGCCGGUCUCGCAUCUGGAGUGGUUCUUUGUUCCUGCCACCUUUGCUCUUCUCUGCUGUGAUGAGGCAUCUUGUGUGUGGCUCGUGUGAAACAUCCCUCCACAUUUCAAAGAAUCCUCCAUUAAGUCACUGUUUGCUUUCCAUUAGAAAGAGAGACAGUGUGGGAGUUUCGUUGCUUAGGCUUUUGUCUGUGAAGAUUAAAGAAGCUGUAGUCUGUAGUUGAUUUUCUGCUCAUACAGGCGUGAGAUGUCUUCACUGAAGACAUGUUUUGGAGAUAACAGACCUAUUGUCGUCGAUAUUAUAGUUUGUUUAAUGAAUCUUCAUUCAUCCUUAACCAUUUCUCACGUCAAACGGUGUAUACAGUAUGGAAAGUAUAAUGGAUGAAUGGACUUUGGAAGCAGUAAGAGUUUAGAUGUUUUGAGUACUU